AAUCCAGUUCCUGAUGCAACUGUUCGAGAGAGUGAUCUCGGAGGACUCCAUGAACAUCUUCACGAAGGGAAUUUGUGUCCAUUUCAUUGGAGAUCUGUCCAGGCUUCCAGGCACUCUACGCUUGCUGGCGUGUCAAAUCCAGGAGCGAACGCGCCACAACAAAGGUCUCAAGCUGGUGGUGGGAUUAAGCUACAGUGGUCGACAGGACUUGGUCCAGGCUUGCAAGGCUGUGGCGGCGGAAGUCCAGCGGGGGAGUGUUGAUCUCGACGAGAUUGAUGAGUCCAAAUUGGAGAGCAAGCUCCUCACGACUUGGGACGAGGAAAUCAGCGAUCCGGACUUGCUGAUCCGGACAAGCGGCGAGAAGAGGCUGAGUAACUUCAUGCUCUGGCAGCUGGCCUACACGGAGCUCGUGUUUGUGCCCGAGCUAUGGCCGGAUUUUGGAGAGAAUGAGUACCGGGUGGCACUGGCCGAGUAUCAAGAGAGGGAUAGACGUUUCGGGAGGCACCAAAACAAAUAGAAAUCUCUCUACAAUGAUCGAAUAAGUAGCUUUUGAUAUGUUUUGAUUUAUAUUUUUUAUUUAAAUGAGUUCUGUAAAGCAGUCAUUAAAAAAUCAUUAUAUAUA
Messenger RNA from Selaginella moellendorffii, 622 nucleotides. RefSeq names its product isoprenyl transferase. Bases 14 to 517 code for a protein of 167 amino acids. The transcript is spliced from 2 exons. The record is from RefSeq and is a predicted model, not a curated record. Lineage: Eukaryota; Viridiplantae; Streptophyta; Lycopodiopsida; Selaginellales; Selaginellaceae. Gene Ontology annotation, biological process: polyprenol biosynthetic process.